CGGCAACGACGAUAGUUGGAAUCCAGUGAUCCAGCAGGCACAGCCCGACGAUUCUUUGCAAUCGACUACGCCGCAAGGGCAUGUACUGAGGACUUUCACGACUAUCUCCCUCUGAUCACGGCCGGAAUAAAUCAACAAUGGUGGCACGAAACCUCUUCUCUUUGGCCGCUGUUCCCAUCCUAGCGGCCUCUGCUCUGCCUGCAGCAACCUCCACUGGUCCAACAGAACCAAGUCCCACCAACCUCGACAAUGGCUUCUGGGAUAGCUUCUCCUCGAACUGGACUUGGCCUGCGCCUCUCGAUAAGGGAUUCCUUCGUACCUUUUACCUGGAGAAUCCCGAGGAGACGAACGUCAACACCACCAGUGAGACUAACGACGACGUCGGACGGAAAACGGACUUGAUCCUCGCAGCCGUGAAGAACGUCACGACGCCCAAGGAGGGAGAGUUUGGCAGCGACAAUGUUGUCGUCAGGGUUGGCGAUAGUCUGAAGCCGGAAUUCUCUGUACCCGAAUCCUCCACCGGCAAGAAGAGGAGAGUGGAACUCAAGUGUCUUGUUUGCUCUAAAGGAAGCGAGAACGGUUCGAUCUACGAUGCCUGCGAUAGUUACAAAGAUUCCUCGUCCGUGUCGUUCUUCUACAAUGCCACAGACCCCAUCGAGUCCCAAGAGCGCAUCACUCUCCCAGCAUUGUCCUCAUCCCUCGAGCUCCCCAAGACCACCGUCGGCCUCUGCAUGUUGACCGUCUCCCGGAGCGAGGAAUCAUACGCCGACUUCGACCACUCCAUCCCCUUCGCCGUGACCCACGAACCCCGCGAAGACGGCAAGGCAUGGCUCUUCAACAAGGCCACCUCGACCGGCGCCCUCGACGCCGAACAGCCCACCCAGUCCCCCGCCGAAGCCACCCCACCUCCCCAGCACAAGAGCAACGGCAUGCACAUGUCGGGCGGAGCCAUCGCCGGCAUCGUCGUCGGCUUCCUGGUCCUCUGCGGUAUGAUCGGCUGCGUCACCGUUGCAACGAGGGGCUCCCAAAACAUCGGCAACGAGGCCAAGGUCAUCGACGAGACGGAGUUGGGCCCCAUGCCGAGCGGCGACCACGCCCAGGGCGGUGCUCCUGGCACUGCCGGUGCCGCUGCCGUCGAGAGGAGAGUCGAGACCGAUGACAACGGAGAGAUCCCGCCUUCGUACCAGCAGGCCGUCGCUACUGGUGAGCCUCAGCCGCCGCCAGCCACGCAGCCGCCGCCGCAGCGAUACGCAUAGACUGGAUGACGCGAGGAGGUUGAAGUCGUCUUCAAUGGCAUGUUGGGAGGAAAUUUUAAA
Aaosphaeria arxii CBS 175.79 is the source of this 1316-nucleotide messenger RNA. RefSeq lists its product as uncharacterized. Lineage: Eukaryota; Fungi; Ascomycota; Dothideomycetes; Pleosporales. The coding region runs from base 138 to 1256 and encodes 372 amino acids. The transcript has 2 exons. The record is from RefSeq and is a predicted model, not a curated record.